AUGGCAUACAACGCGCUGAACGUGAAGAACAAAUCUGCCGGCCCCGGAUCGUCCCUCCGAGUUACUCCUUCCAACUCGCCCAAUCUACGCCCGCCGCCGCGCACCCCCAACAAAUCUCCCUUGCACCAGGGUACUUUAUCUCUCCAGACUGUAAUCGGUACCACCACAACUACCCCUAAUGGGUUCUCGAGCCACGAUCAAAGCAGGUCAUUUGCCUUCUGCGCCGGCUCCGCGGCUGUCUUGGCAGAGGUGGACGAGGAGGGAGAAGUGAAUCAACGCUUUUUUAGAGCUCGACCCUCCGUACCCAGCAUCAACCCGGCUACUUCAUUCUACAAUCAGUCAACCCCUCCCACCACUCCAGACACGCGUGCGAAGCCUCUUUCAAGCCUGAAAUCUGCACCCAACGCCAAUGUUCACAAUGGAUCUCCUUCGAGCGAAUUGGCAGAAAGUACCGCUCCUCGGCCCUGGUCGUCGAGAGAAAGAGUGAAAGCGGUAACUGGUGUUUCUAUAAGUCCAAAUGGGAGGUUGCUUGCGGUAGGGGAAACUGGAUAUAGCCCGAGGGUCUUGAUAUUCUCGACAGCAAACGAUGCCCCCUCCGACGUCCCUCUCUCAAUUAUGAACGACCAUACAUUUGGGGUCCGCAGUCUUGCUUUCAGCUCCAACUCUUUGCACUUGGCGACGCUCGGGGAUGCAAAUGACGGUUUCCUGUUUGUAUGGUCGAUCAAUCCGAAAAAUGGCGCUGCCCAGCUUCAUUCAACCAAUAAAUGCACCGCACAUAUCCGGGACAUGUGUUGGAUGGGCCAAACUUUGAUCACUGCCGGAGUUCGACAUGUGAAAAUCUGGAGACUUGCAGACGCAAGGCCCGGAUCACCUUCCCCGAAUGUUACUCCAAAGGCACUCGCGGGGAGAAAUUGCUUACUUGGUGCUCUGGCAGAGAGCACGUUUACUAGUGUGGCAAGCGUCUCUGAUACUGGUGCCGUUGUAGGCACAGACAAGGGGUCUCUGUGUUUUAUAGAUGACCAUGCGGGCGCCCAAAAAUUAACUCUUGUUCAGCAUAUGGGCUUCGGGAUCACUUCCCUGGCAGUCGAUUCGGAUCGAUCCUGCAUCUGGAUCGGUGGUCGUGAUGGGCAGAUACAAAGCGUUCCAUUGAGCAUGGUAGAGAAUUCGCUUCCACCUCCAUCCCCAACGCAUUCAGAGUCAUCUUUCCUGACAGAAUGCCACCACAAGAAGCCAGCCAUAAGCUGUAUGGGAUAUCUCACGUCGCAUCUGGUGACACUUGAUGUUACAAGGGCAAUCCAUGUGUACCCUGUUGACGCGUUGAGUGAUAAUGAUGACCUGGACCACAUGGCAAACUCAAUUCCCGGCUACAGGGACGCUGUAAUGGGUGUCCGUUCUUUACAGUCGCCAAAUCAUCCGGACGUCGACUUUUUCACGUGGUCGUCCAGAGGUACUGUAGACUUUUGGGACACCCGAGGAAGGAACCAAAUGACCCAAACAGUUCCAUUAGAGGCUUCUGGAAUUGGCGAAGAAUCUUCAAAUGAACUAAAAGUACUUCGCACUACAGAAAAUACAGACCUCUUUGUCGCAGGGGAUAAGUUUGGUGUCCUUAGGACAAUGGACGGAAAAACAUGGAGAUGCACAAACGAAGCUCGAGCGCACGGAGGAGAAAUAACAGAUAUUGCUUUGCACCCAGCGUUUGGCUCCUGCUUAGUUGCCAGUUGCGGGCGUGAUCGUAUGGUUCAGCUCUUCCAAAAAUCCGACGAAGACUUUCAAUUGAUACAAACUAUGGAUGACCACGUCGGGGCUGUCAACCAGCUGCUUUUCAUCAAUGAUGGCGAACUACUCCUCUCUGGCUCUGCUGACCGCACCAUCCGUGUUCGGAAUCGAGUGACUCGAGAGGACAAUGGUGCGACGGCUAUUGCGUAUCUGGUAUCAAAAGUGAUCACGUUGAAAGCGUCGCCGGUUUCCAUGGCCUUGUCUCCUGAAGACGCGAACAUUCUCGUCGUAUCAACAAUAGACCGCUGCGUCCAGCAGUACGACAUUAGCACUGGCCGCCUCUUACACUCGUUUCGCUCUGCUGAUUCCGACUCAAGUGAUACAGUCAUUAUGGGUGCCCUAACAGUUACUGAAGAAGUUCCAGGACAAAGUCCCAAGCUCCUUGUUGGGAUGUCGGGAACAGACAAAUCGAUCCGCCUUUAUGAUAUAGAGCGGGGGGCACUUCUUACCGGUGAAUUCGGCCAUACAGAAGGUGUCAGUGACAUUUGCGUGCUCGAACGGGAGUCAUGUUCUCCCGACCAACCCGCCAUUCGGACUAUAAUUAGCUCCGGCAUCGAUGGUAUUGUUAUGAUAUGGGACGUAUCAGUGCAACCGCUUCAGAGCCAAGACCGAACUGACGAGGACGUUCCUUCAAAGGAACCAUCCGUCUCCAACCCUCCUCUGCGCAAGUUAUUGUCUCGGUCCGAACUUGCGGGGUUUAAUCGUCCGGAAAAUCUACCGGGUACUCCGACUCCAGUGCGCGAACACUCUCCGCCACUAGCUCGGAAACCGUCAAAGCUUUCGCUCGCCCCUCCAUCUGGGAAACACUAUCACUCAUUGCCAACGACUCCGCCUUACACGUCUUCGAAUCGAUCUUCUACUUCGAGCCAUCGGUUUGAGAAGCAACACAGAUCACCUUCGCCUUCAAGUCCUAGGUCCGCGUUGGGCAGGAAGAGCAAGCAUACAAAUAUCGCUGCUCGCCACUCUCCUCGCGAAUUGCGUGCGCGUCCUAGAAGCUCCAAUAGAAGCGAUUUCGGAAACUUGGACACGUCCACCGAUCAAGUUUGCCGUACAUUGAGAGCUUAUAGAAAGAAACUCAAUGGAUCCACUGAUAGUCUUUACUCUCAAAAGGAACUGGAGCGGGAAUUGAAUCUCACUCUGCGAAUCUUAGCCUCUCGAACGAAAGCUUGCGAUAGUGCAGAUGCAGAGACCGACAGCAGCGGAAAAGAAAAUGAAAAGCUAGCAGUUCCGACACCCAAUAGGCCAGCACGCCGCAUGCCUUCAACUCCGAAUUUGGGCCAACGUGAAUCACAGAAGGUCCUGAGAAGUCACUCUUUUGAUUCGAAAGCAGUAUAA
Messenger RNA from Aspergillus steynii IBT 23096, 3111 nucleotides. Its product is annotated as WD40 repeat domain-containing protein. NCBI's taxonomy places the organism in Eukaryota, Fungi, Ascomycota, Eurotiomycetes, Eurotiales, Aspergillaceae. The coding region runs from base 1 to 3111 and encodes 1036 amino acids. The transcript is spliced from 4 exons. Gene Ontology annotation, molecular function: protein binding. The record is from RefSeq and is a predicted model, not a curated record. Gene Ontology annotation, biological process: mitotic spindle organization; regulation of mitotic cell cycle. Gene Ontology annotation, cellular component: mitotic spindle.